AUGGCCAUUCGACCCGUCAGCAUCCAAGCCACGACAACGACUACUAAGCCCACGCCUGCGCCUGCGCCCACGCCCACGCCCACGCCCACGCCCACGACGACCACCCCUCCGCACAUUUCGCCUCCCUGGACGGCUGUAUCACACGCUCUCAAUCCCUUUGGCGACUCCAAUGGCCGUCGCGACAGCUUCACCACUCUCAUCCCAUACCGACGCACCUCGACCUCGACAUCCUUCUCGCUGCACGCCGCUCCCGCCCGCCCGGCCCUGGCCCGCAGCAUGACUUCGGCCUCGCACCUGCCGCACCAUGCCAAACUGCACAAGAGGUCCGGCUCGACCUCGUCUCAGGCUCCCGCCGUCUUCACCAUGCCCUCGCCCAUCCAGAACGAGUUCACCCAGCCCAACUCGUCCAUGACCACCACCCAACAUGCCCGCCACUCUUCCGCCAACAAGAUCAAGCCUUACCUCCGCAAGAUGUCGUUGCGGGACGACGACUUGGACCAAGGCCGCCUCGAUCUGUCGCGACCCUCUGCCGAGAACGAGUCACUGACCGGUCUCGGUAUCUGCGACGACGCUCCAUCCUUCUCGAGAUCCGCCUCGGAUGUCUCGUUCAUUCCCUCCACCCGCCGCAAGGCCUCUCAUUCCCGUGCCACUAGCGGCCCUGCCUCGAUGACGGUUGCUGCUUCGGGUCCGCUGCGUCCGACACAGCCCUUUGCUCCUCUACGCGAGGCCCCGCGGUCAUUCACCCCGCCUGCAACCGUCUCACAGGUUGACACAUCCGACGACGAGGCAGAAGAAAGCGUUGGUGUCCUCACCAACGACAUCCGCCAACCUGACUACGAACCCUGGAAGCCUCGCAGAUCAAUCUCCAUCUCCUCCAACCCAGCAAUCACACCCCUCUCUCAAACAUAUACCGCUGGUUCUCUUACCAAGUUGACCAGUGCAUCUCAAUCCAAUCUUUCUAUUCGCUCUCAGCCCUCGUAUGACCACAUAAAGUCGGGUCGCUCUGUUCGAAACACUGGUAGAUCCAGUGAUUACCCAGCGACCCCUUCUGCUCGUACUUCGAUUGACAAGGCCUUCAGCUUCAUCACACGCACCUCUGAGCCAGAGGAUGCUGCCUCGCGAGCUGCCGCCAUCCGUGCUGCUCGUAGGGCUUUUGAAGAAAAGGAGGCUGCAAAAGAUCGCAAGUACGAGAAAGAAGAGGUCAAGCGCAGAGCCUCGGUCAUCAAGAAGGAAGAGCGCAAGUGGCGGAAGACGGAUCCACGGGCGAGCAUGACCAGUAACGGCAGCAACAGUAUCGUGGUCGACGAGGAGAAGGCUGUUGCUGGCACUGAUUAUGCAACUCAAACUCCUGCGCACGACCUUAGUCUACCCAUCCAAGGAGACCACAGCGGUGCUGCACCGACAGUACCGCUCUCACCGCCAUCGCCGAGCAAGACCAAGCAGGCUAAGGGUGGGUGGAAUCGAUUCCUUGCCUGGACGCGAACCAGGCUUCUCAACUGCGGCGGGAAUGCUUGA
Messenger RNA from Aureobasidium vineae, 1515 nucleotides. The record is from the annotation of a GenBank genome assembly. Lineage: Eukaryota; Fungi; Ascomycota; Dothideomycetes; Dothideales; Saccotheciaceae.